Messenger RNA from Yarrowia lipolytica CLIB122, 2550 nucleotides. RefSeq lists its product as uncharacterized. Gene Ontology annotation, cellular component: TORC2 complex. The record is from RefSeq and is a predicted model, not a curated record. Gene Ontology annotation, biological process: TORC2 signaling. Lineage: Eukaryota; Fungi; Ascomycota; Dipodascomycetes; Dipodascales.
AUGAUUGACAGUAUACCCGAAGAGGACCAGCCGGACUUUGCUGGGUUUACUUCUCGUGCGCCUCAGGCUCGUGGACGACGCUUCAGCCACCACAGAAGUUCCUCCGACUCCUCAAGCUCCAGCCAUUCCCCCCACGCUUUGCGGGGAUUUUCCGGAGGUCCAUUUGUCCCCGAGCUGCUGCCUGGUUUCGUUCCCGGACAGUCCAAGCCGACAAAUAACAAUGGCUCCGCUAACAUGAACUCGAAUCCAGCUCCUCAGCAACACACUAGCAUGCCUCCGAAUGUACCCCCUCCGCCGCUACCUAGCACCAACAACAACACGACGACGAACAACAACCCGUUUGGACCGAUCCUGAGCAGCUACCCGGGAUAUAACAGUCCCCAAACUCAGCAUCAACAGCCACAGCAGCCCCCGCAGCAGCCACAAUACAACCCUCCUGCAGCGCCUUAUCAGCACCAAAAUGGAACCCAAAGUCUGGGGCCUAGCCCACAACUUCGAGGAGAGGAUUUCGUCAACAUCGGCCAUCAGCAACACCACUACGCAUCACAGCAUCAACAACAGCCACUUCAGCAGCCACCACCCGUUCAGAAUCAGGCUACCAGAUCGGCAUCUGCAGGAAACCUGGUCCGUCCGAACGCCCCAUUUGCUGCCAACAGUGCUACGACGACAUCCUCUGUGCCAUCAUCUCCCUCUGCAUCUUUCUACGGCCAGAGCGACUCGAAUUCGACUCUCAUCGGGUCCAACUAUUCGACAAUCAAUCUAAGCAAUGUCAGUGGAAACAGUCCAGUUACUCCGACACACUCGAACCCAGGUCUAGGCCAAUCACAAGGAUACGGUGGGAACCCUGGCAUUGGCUCCUAUUCGUCGAAUAGCAGCACUAAUACGGUCCAACAAUCUAUGAGCACGCUCGAUGGGGCUACUGCUGCCACUGCGGCUGCUACUGCUCUCAGAAGGGUAUCAUCUAUUCCCAUCCAGUCGACUCAACGGCCGAUUUCCCAAAACGACAACCCUCCAGAUACCAGUCCCAAGAAGACGCGGUCAUUUGGCCACUCAAAUAACCCUUUUGGAAUCCACUUACAUGGCCACAAUGGCCUCAAAAAUUCAAAGCUGGGUAAGAAGAUUUCUGGAAAACGUUCGCCCAGCUCUAGCCCCAAAAACGUGGCUACUGGUUCCACUGGGUCUAACAACGUUGCCAGCUCAAGCGCAGCUAUGAGUAGCAGCGCGUCUGUGAAAUCCGACAUGAGCUCUGUGGUUGGUGGUAUGGGAAACAACAAUGACGUUGGACUCUCUACCACAAACACAACUUCCACAGACAGUUCGACAGCUGCCGCUGCAGCUGCGUAUGCCCCCAAUGUGCCCUCUAAACAGUCGGCUCUGUUUAAGGCAAAGCUGUUUGCCAAACAAGCAAAACAACAAUCGUCAGCCAAGAGUUUAAAGCCCAAACUCAAGCGCAAAGGCAACAUUGACCUUACUAUUCAGACACAACUCCCCAGCACUCGUCCUUCACUAGCAGAAAGAAGUCCACUGAACAGACCUUCCAAGGAACUGGAACGAAUUGCAAGCAUCGGCAGCAACGUACCCAUCACGCCAACCAUGGCGUCUGGCAGAGGAGAUUACAACCAUCCCUUGACAGCCGGAGCUAAGGAUGACUCUCCCAGUGCGAAAAACAAGGCCCACUCCAUUCUGCUGAGAGCCAAGAAGGAUGUGCAUUCUGCGGCUGCCUUCAUGUCUUCGUCUUCGUCCAACUCCAAGCUCAUCAACGAACAGGGCGGUUCCUUAUACUCGUUCCAGAGCUCCUCACCUGGUGCUUUACACAAGAGUUUUUCCAGUGCUCUGGAACUCAAGAAUUUCAACCAGACCAAGGAGGAUAAGGAACAGCUCGCUGACGACGCAUGGGCGCUUCUGUGUUCUCGAGUGCUUCCCUUGUUUUCAGGUGAAGGCAUCCGAGUCCCCAUUGAAGAUCUCAACAAGCUGGUGGUGAUGCACACUAAUCUGCGGAUCCAGGAGCAUGUCACAGCCAAGUCUUUGUUGCAAGAAUUCAAGGACCUGCUGAGAUCUGGCAUGUAUACGCUGGACUCUACUAUGUCCCGUGUGCCAGAUGACAAGCUUAUUGCUCACCUGACGACAGUUUGGGGUCACUUCUUCUCAGACGUGCUCCCUUACUGGGAGGGUGUCUUUCUGCCUCUUCAGCAGGAGUUCGAUGGUUACGGAAAGAGCAUGAAGCCCGAAGAGAGCGAGAAGUUCUGGGGUAUGUUGCUCAUGGACCGUGAUCAGCUGAACAUUCGUCUCAUGACUCUGUGUGCGUUCAGAGACUACAUCAUUCUCCCUCACUCUGAGCGGUUGACUCGAAUCAUUUCCAAUUUCGAGCUAUCUUCUCAGGGAGCCAACACUCCCGUUAGACUCUUACAGUGUUUCUCCAUCUUGGCCUCCAUUCUGAGUGCUGAUGCGCAACAGCAAAAGAUGGACGAGCUGGUGAAGGUGCUCAAGACAGGAUGGUUUUCUCGUUCCAGGGCAGGCAAGGACAGACGAGGCAUGAUUAUCAAGGCCUAG